UCCAGGAGCUGGAAAGUUUGGUUUGGGUUUGCUUUCCUAAAGUUUAUCCCCAAUUGCUGGUGGGUGGGACCUUGUGCGAAACGACCUGCGGAGGAGAGAAAGAGAGCAGAGCUUUGGGGAGAAGAGAGGUUGCCGCUUUCCUCUCUCUUUCUCUCUCUUCUCUCUCUUCCUUCUUUCCUUCCAUCCCUUCUUCCUUCCUUCUCACUCCUCGCCUUGCUUCACCCAACACCACGAAGGCGAUUUCACCUUUGCCAGAGGCGCAUCCUUCCUUUGAAGCUGUGGAAAGACACCCACGCAGGCAUUGCCUAAUAACAUCAGGAAACAUAAUCUGUCCCAGUGGCCGUGGAUCUUCUUUCUGCCUUCAGGUUCAAGAUGAUAGUGUUUGCCAUUCUUGCUGCAUUGAUGCUCGCUACAGGAUACUCGCAGGAAGCAGAUGAAACCAUCACAUAUACGCAAUGCACAGAUGGUUAUGAAUGGGAUCCUGUCAUGCAGCGAUGCAAAGAUAUUGAUGAGUGCGAGAUUGUGCCCGAUGCCUGCAAAGGUGGGAUGAAAUGUGUGAACCACUUUGGAGGAUACCUCUGUCUGCCCAGAACAGCCCAGAUUAUUGUUAACAACGGCCAAGAAGGAACCGCCUCUGAAACCACGAGUGGCCGAAAUGGUAAUCCAAUCAGUCGUCGGACUCCUCCAGAUAACACCGCGUCCCAGAUACGGUGUGCGGCUGGGUAUGAGGCAACCGAUCACACUACAUGCCAAGAUGUGGAUGAAUGCGCAACAGGCACCCACACCUGUAGGUCAGAUCAGAUAUGUGUCAACUUAAGAGGAUCAUUCACUUGUCAGUGCUCGGCUGGCUAUCAGAAGCGAGGCGAUCAGUGCAUUGAUGUAGAUGAAUGUACAUUCUCGCCAUUUUGUCACCACCGUUGUGUGAAUGCUCCUGGUUCCUACUACUGCCAGUGCAACAGCGGUUAUCAAUUAGCACCUGACAAUCACACAUGCGCAGACGUCAACGAAUGUGAGACCAGCAACCCUUGUGCCCAACUGUGCUAUAAUGUAGUUGGGUCCUUCCUGUGCCAAUGCAACCAAGGCUUUGAGUUAAGCGCCGACAGAGUCAACUGUGAUGAUAUCGAUGAAUGCAGAGCUUCCAACUUCAUGUGCCAGUAUGAGUGCGUCAAUGAACCAGGGAGGUUCUCUUGCCUGUGCCCAGAUGGGUACCAGUUAGUCAGAGGAAGAAAUUGUCAAGAUAUAAAUGAAUGUGAGGUGGGCAACGAAUGCCGAGAAGAUGAAAUAUGCUCCAAUUAUCACGGUGGAUAUCGCUGCUAUCCAAGGAAUCCAUGUCAAGAGCCUUACGUUCUUGCAUCUGAAAAUCGCUGUGUUUGCCCAGUGUCCAACACCCUUUGCCGAGACCUGCCAUACUCCAUUGUACACAAAUACAUGAGCAUCCGCUCCGAGAGAACCGUGCCAUCUGAUAUCUUCCAAAUCCAGGCCACCCAGAUAUUCCCCAAUACAAUUAACACGUUCCGGAUUAAAUCCGGAAAUGAGAACGGAGACUAUUUUCUGAGACAAACAAGUCCGGUUAGCGCAAUGCUUGUAUUGGUCAAGCCAUUAAAAGGACCCCGGGAACAUAUCAUCGAUUUGGAGUUGGUGACGGUCAACACUAUGAACUAUCGGUCGAGUUCAGUGCUCAGGUUGACGCUCAUUGUGGGACCUCAUCCAUUUUAGCCACAGCACUUAAGUAAUUCCCAAGUACCCAGAGCAGCCAAAGAAAUAUUCUCUUAAAUGAAGCACUUACAACUUUAUUUAUAGAUUUUACAUGAUGUGUUUUGUUAAAGGAAAAACUUUAUUAAGAAAAUCAAUCUUUGUAGCCAUGCUAUCGUGCUUAUAAUUCAAAAGUAGUUAUGUUUUCUGAAGUAUAACCAGGGCAUUUCCACUUUCCAUUUAAAGGUUUGCAUUUCUCUCUAUUCUGGUGAUACCAGUAUCAAUCACCUAUUCCCAUUUCAAUACAAUAAGACUGCAAUAUUCAUAGGGGAUACAUUCCUUUCCUCCAGUUCCAGCUUACCAUAGGGUUGUGGUUGGAGGAUGUAGAUCAGCCAUGAAGAGACUUUGGCCCUCUAGAUAUUUUGGACUUCAGCUCCUACCAUUCUUAACAGCUGGUAGACUUUUAGGAAUUGUGGGAGUUGAAGUCCAAAACAUCUGGAGGGCCAAAGUUUCCAGUGCCUAAUCUAGUGAUUCCUGGAGAGCUAUUGCCUUUAGGAAUUUGCUAGGUCCUCCUAUGCACAUCUAUGGUAACAUCUAGGGCAGUGGUUCUCAACCUAUGGGUCCCCAGAUGUUUUGGCCUUCAACUCACAGAGGUCCUAACAGCUGGUAAAUGGGCUGGGAUUUCUGGGAGUUGUAGGCCAAAACACCUGGGGACUCACAGUUUGAGAACCACUGAUCUCAGGGAAGUCUACUAUAGAAUCACCUGGAGGAUCUAACAGGACACAAUUUCCGCCUAGGCACCAGCAAAUGAACAAUGUGGAUAUAGGUUCUGUGUUUAUGGGGGUCUUACUGUAGUUGUGUUUUCACUAGACAAGAAGAAUACAGGGUAGGAGAGACCAGGAUCAGAUUCUCUGUACCUAGUCCAGAAUAUUCCAAAGUUCAGCAAAAGUUCUGAGCAGAGUCAUCAACCCUACAUAAAAGGCUCAGUGCACCAGAAUCAUUCAUGAUUUCUAAUCCCAUGAAGCAUAAUCAAAUAAGAUCUGUAUUAGAUUAGAACAAAGGGAGACCACUAUUCUGUCCCAAGAGAAGCCAACCAAAUUCCCAUCUCGAUACCCACAAGCAGAAUACAAAUACAUGAAAACGUGUAUCCUCAACAAUUUGUAUUGUGAAAUACAAGGCCUCCAACAUGACAG
Anolis sagrei ordinatus is the source of this 2885-nucleotide messenger RNA. RefSeq names its product EGF containing fibulin extracellular matrix protein 1 (gene EFEMP1). Gene Ontology annotation, molecular function: calcium ion binding. Lineage: Eukaryota; Metazoa; Chordata; Lepidosauria; Squamata; Anolidae. The record is from RefSeq and is a predicted model, not a curated record.